Messenger RNA from Vespa mandarinia (Asian giant hornet), 4292 nucleotides. RefSeq names its product calcium-permeable channel component Mid1 (gene Mid1). Lineage: Eukaryota; Metazoa; Arthropoda; Insecta; Hymenoptera; Vespidae. Gene Ontology annotation, biological process: calcium ion import across plasma membrane. The record is from RefSeq and is a predicted model, not a curated record. Gene Ontology annotation, molecular function: stretch-activated, monoatomic cation-selective, calcium channel activity. Gene Ontology annotation, cellular component: plasma membrane.
GAACACGGGGACGUUAGAGUCCCCGAUCUCGUGUCCAUGCGGCUCGACUCGCCCGGACUCACGGGACCACCCACGACGACGAGAGGAAAGAGGAAGAGGAAGAAGAAGAAGGCGGAGGAGGAGGACGACGAGGAGUCUCGCGUCGUCUAUCGUUGUUGUUCUCUCUUUCGUCGGAUCGCAACCCCUAAACAAGAACGACGUGGCAACGUCGUUAUCGCCGAGCGGCAACGUCAACGACAUCAUCGGCAUCAGCAUCAGCAUCAUCGCCGACAACAACAACAGCAUCAGCAGCAGCAACAACAGCAACAGCAGCAACAACAACAGCAACAGCAGCAACAACAACAACAACAACAACAACAACGACGGCGACGUCGUCGACGUCGAAGACAGCAGCUGCACGGAGAACACGAGGACGGGCCAGCAGCUAGAAACGCCACUGCCUUUCGCGCCUCUCGCCACCCUCCUUUCCGCAGUGUGGUGCGCGCGCGUUAUCACGCGGUCACACCGACCUUGGAAGCCGAGCAGGGAGAACGCCGAGCGGAUCGGCUCUCAGCGACGCGACCACAACGACGACGGUGGGCUGUUGCUCCUACCUCCCAGUCGAGAAAGAAAAGGGGACUCGCUGGACGCCGUAGAAGAUCAUCUAUUUUCAACGAUCGAAUCUUCCUGCGUGGUUACACCGUCGAACGUUUCUCGGUACGCUCUUAUCCCGCGUCAAAUGGAUUCGCGAACAGUGCGAUUUUUCUCACGGGUACUUCUUCUUCUCUUGAUGUGCUUGCUAACACUGCCUUUAAUGACGACGACGAUGACGAGGACGAAACGGAGAAUAUAUCGUCGUGCCGACGGCCGACGAUGGACGCAUUCGUCGAAUCCUCGUCGACGAUCGAGAUCGAUGCUACGCGAUGUCACUCGUGGACUAUCAAAAAUAGUGGAACCGGAAUCGGAACGGACGACGCAACCGUCGUUAAUCACUGUACAUCGGCUCAUUUAUCAAACGCUGACAAGAAUAGAAAGUCUUCCAGCUAUCGUCUUCAACGAGAAGAGAAUCGAAGCGAUAGCUUCGAAGAACAAGGAAGAAGAGUCAUCGUCGACGACGUUGACUUUGAACGUGAAAGAAAGAGAAGAAAAGAAAGAGAAACUCAAGGAAACAACGAGUAUCCUGAUGGAUUUCCACAAUCGACUCAUAGUCGGAGAGAAGGAAAUUGGUCGAACGAAUCUAACGCGAAUCUCAGGAUCGUCCUCGAGGAGAGUAUUUCGAGAAUCGCGUAUCGCCGGCGUCAGGAGCAACAAUGUCAACAACAACAGCAACAUCACCAACAGCACCGCCACCACUACCAUCACCAUCACCACCAACAACAACAGCAGCAACAGCUGCCUCGUCGCGGCAGGAAUUACGGACUGCUCCUUCUCUUGUACCUCCUGACGUGGCCGUUGUUGUGCUCGAGCAACAGUUCGAGCCAACAUCCUUCCCCGGCUGGCUUUGGACAAAAGGCGGAUACCUACAGCAGGGGUGAGAACCUCAUACGGGAACGAAACGACAGCGAUAGAAAUAAUAGCAACAACAGGAACAACCACCACAACAGCAACAGCAGCAAAACGACACCGAGAGGCUCAUCGUUGUCUUUAUCGUCCAACAACGCGGUGCAACAAUACGUUCAAAGCGACGAGAACGAUCAACAUCGUUAUCGUCAGGAGGCAGACUCGAAAGCUCAACAAAUGGAAAUUGAAGAGUUUUAUCAGGAUCAGCAGGCUAUCCCUGAGACCACUGACGCGCAUCCUUACAACGAAUACGCUUGGGAGGUGAACCAGAUAAAUCCUUGGCUGUCGGCCUGCGAUCUGGCUGGUCCAGCGCCGGCCGAUCUUCAGGGUACCUGUGGUCCACCAGAAGCUCCAAAGAUCUGUCCAGGUCCAUGCAAAUUAAAAUCGCAAGGAAACGAGCCCGAAGCUGGUUUCGUCCAAGUUAUUAAGAAACUAAAAGCUAUGGAGCAAAAAUCGAGGGCAAGGAAGAAAGAUGGUGAUCGUGGUAACGAUCUUCAUAACGAAGCGAAGGAGCUGGCGAAGGAAAGGAAAAGGAACUACGAGGAUAACGACGAUAAGGAUGGCGACGAGGUGAAGCGCGAUCGAGCUAAGCCCGAUGAUGGCGAGCGGGCGGUUCCGGAACAGUGCCUUUUUUAUCUCGAGGAGUCGCACAAGAGAGACAUCUGUCGGGACGAUUUCGGCCGGGCCAGUACGAGAAGUUUUUUAACCCCAAGGGAGAAUCGAUAUUGGUUCAUGAGUGGGUUGCGUCUGCGGCAUUGCUGCGAACACGCGGUGGUCAACGCCCUGGCGCCUGGUAAGGGAGGCCCGCUCGAGGACGUGCUAAAUGGCGGCCGGAAAUGCGCCGAUGCUUUGGAAAAGCUGUUUCUCGUCGACCAGCUCGCCGCCAGAUUACACUGCGAGUUCGAGGAAGUCCUGGCGCGCUACGACUGUGCCCAGCCGUACUCGGUCAUCCACAAUUGCAACCACUGCAAGGAAGCGUAUAGAAAAUGGGUGUGCAGCUCCCUGGUGCCUUACUUUGCUCACGGGGAACCGCAGGACUUGGAGUCCUCAGAGGGAACUUGGACUAGGAUAAGACCGUGUCUAUCCCUCUGCCAGUCCGUGGAACAACGUUGUCCUUAUUUGCUUCCGGGUGACCGUGCCCCCGCGUACCCUACGCAAUAUGCUGGCGAACCUACCUUUCUUUGCAGAGACCCGAACAUACUUGAGACGGGGGAACAAGCUACAAGGGCGUUGCACAGUAGCGACGAACGAGAAUGCUGUUUCCACGUGUGCUCGGAACAGGAGCUAGACUCGGGGAUCUGUGCGAAUUGUACCGAUCGCAAGUCACGUAAACGAGGUAGAGAACACGAUCCUCCGACGGCACCCCAUUGCGAGAUUACACCUAUUCAAUCGGGCUCUGCAGGUGAGGAGGAAGCAGCAGGAUGGCCAGUAUCCACGGAUGGCAAGGACAUCGAGUCCGGUUCAACGUCGACGUUCUCCCCAAUGAUCAUGCACGAUCAACAACAACAACAACAUCAGCAACAACAACAACAACAACAAUAUCAGGGUACAUCGUUAUGCGGGAGUGGUGGAGUCGGCUCAAUGACAUCGAGUUCAUCGAAUCGUGCAACGGCUUCUUACGUAGUGCGUUUUCUUUGUCUUUUAUCGAUCAUGAUCCAAUUCUUCCGGUGGUCGUGCCUGUUAUUGGGGAGUUUCUCGAGGACGAUCGUCGUGCUCGUGCGAAACGUCCUGUAUUCAGGACGUAAUUUUGCGUCCUUCGUCGUUGUCGUCGUCGUCGUCGUUGGAAGUGAAAGAGUUGAAGAAGAAGAAAAAGAAGAAGGAGAAGAAAGGCGAUCGAUCGAGAAAAUUCGGCCUCGUUCUCGUUCAGGCUGGUUUUGUUUUCGGUGGUGGUAUCCAUCGUUGUCAUCAAAGAAUAGAAAGUUGACCAUCUCUUUAAAUAAGAAGGAUAAUAAGAAUGAAGAAGAAAAAGAAAAUGAUGAUGAUGAUGAUGAUGAUGAUGAUGAUGAUGAUGAUGAUGAUGAUGAUGACGCGAAAGAGGAGGAGGAGAAGAAGCAAAAUAAAAAGGAAAAGGACUGGCGUAAAGUUUGGUGGAGACAGUGGUGUUGUUGGUGGAGUUACUGGUGUAGAAAACGCAGAAAUAAUAAAAGAAGUGAGUACGGUCGAAGAAUCGAACUCCUCCCGAUCGUCGUCAACGUCGUCGUUGUCGACGUAGUCGUCGUCCACGUCGUCCUUGAGGUCCGUAGUAAUAAGAGAACGACGAAGGAGCGCAAAUCGCGUCGUCGGCCUCGCCAUCGACGGCGCCGUUACAAGCUCGAACCACGUCGUGGCCGUUGUCGUUGGAGAUGGAAAGAGGAAGACUCUGACUCGAGUUUUGUUCAGAGGAAAGAGCCUGAGGGGAGCAUAUGUAUUUUCUUUCUUACCAUUUCCUCUUUCUCCUCCUUCUCGUCUUCGUCCAACGAACGAGAGGACCCUCGAAGGACGAGAAAUCGUUCACGAUCCCACCAUGACUUAUCCAUUUCUCCAUUCACCAAUCCCAUUUCCCCCUCCGUGUGUUCGCAAAAGGCCAAAGGACGAGGCAGGACCUUGUAGUCAUUAGCGAGCGAUAGGACGAAGACGAGUUAGGACUUUAUCAAUGCGACUAUGAUGUUACACACUAAGAAGAAGCGAGGAGAGGAUCGUUAUUGUCUAUUAGGCAACUAACGUAACGUCUAACGCUAAUAAUAAUGAUAACAAUAAUACAAUAAUAAUAAAUA